AUGACGAAAUGGCAAAGUGAACGAGACCCUCGAGGCCAUCCGAACGCAACAUCUGCAUAUUCCAUACCUGAAUGGGUCGCGCGCUCGUGCAUCGCAGAUGACCGCGGCGACGAACUCCAUCCGUCAGAUUUCGACAUGCUGGGCCGCAUUGAGUGCUCUGUAUUCCCCUUCCCCGGAGACCUCGACCGCCCACCGUCCCCGUUACCGCCGCUUCGGAUGAUUCAAUGGGAAGUGAUGCAUUCGCCAGAGGAGGGCAGCUUCAGCGGGAGCAACAGCGGGUGCAGCAGCGGGAGCAACAGCGGGUGCAGCAGCGGGAGCUCUUCUCGUUCCGUCUCGCCCCCAACGUGUCAUUGUCGCCUGUGUCAAACAGUCGGCGACUCCGCGUGUUCCGCUGGGUGCAAUCCAGGUCCCGCCUUGAUUCCACCCUCCACUCGCUCAUUCGGCCCAAUUCGUCCCUCGGCACGUGCGCCGCCCAUUCUCGGCCCUCCGGCACUGGCGCCCGUGGCGAAUGCGACGUGUCCUCUUCCGCGCCCGUUGCAAGUGUUUACGUCGCCCCCACUCCCAGCAGUCGCAGCUCCGCAUGUCAUCGCGCCGCCGCCGCCACCACCGCCCCUGCUUCUGCCUCCUGCUGCCUUCACAACGAUGCCAGCAGUUGCGAGAACAACGGCGCCGGCGCCGCAGCAACAAGUGCCGCAGUACGCGCACUGGCAUUUUCUCACGCCAUCAGACGGCAGUCCAGCCCCGUUUCCAUUGGCUGGUCAUUGCGUCGACCUCCGGGCAGGCGCGGAAUAUUCGCCGUUACCAGAGCCAUGCUGUCCGACCAAUCCUGGAUUAGAGGUACCUCUUUGCGCCUCCGGUCCCUUUUCUUCCCCUUCUAUACACGGCCGGGGGAUGGGGCACGGCAUUGGGCACGAGGCGGCGCGUCCGGGAGCGGCGAAUGGAGCAGCGCACGGGGCCGCGCACGGGGCAGCGCACGGGACUGGCGUAUUUCACCCUCGAGCCGCAGGUUUACAGAAUCAAUACCCGGCGGCGCACUUCGCGAUGGCACCCGCGAACCUGAUAUGCGGGGCGGGGCAGGGCGGCGCGGCCAUGUACCUGCCUGCGCGGCUGGUGCACAUGUUCGGACUGCACGCUGACGCACACAACAACGUGCUCGUGACCCGCCCUAGCCCUGCUGCUGCUGCCGCCGCUGCUGCCGCUCCAGCAGCUGCUGGCGACGGUGGUGUUGCUGCUGUUACUGAUGGGACUCUGCAUGCUGGUGCUAAUAAAGCGAGACGUGCCUACGACGAGGGGCAUGGGUUGAUUGGGUCAGUGGAAGCACCAGGUGGAGGUGGGGGAGAGCGUGUGUGGAGGCCCAAUGGUGAAUUCUCCCCAUUUUUUCAUCCUGACACCACAUCACAUAACGCGCCUCGCGUUGCCCACUCUACUUUCGGCAGGCUCAGUCGGCGAGUCGUGGGCAGAGCAAGCGGAGCAGCGUCAGGCGCAGUCCUAGAAGGUAACAGCCGGGAUUCUCGUUGCAAAAGAGCGGGAGGAGGCGGAGAAGGAAAAGGAGAGGAAACUCGCGGCGCUAUAGCGACGCGAGCAGCAGCGUCAAGGCACGAGCGCACCGGCAGCCCUAUCCGCAUCCUCGUCCUCGUCUUCGUCUUCGUGAGCACACUAAGAGUUCUCGUGCGCGACAAAGCAAUGGUCGCCGCCGCCACCUGCUGCGCCCGUCCGCCGCCGCUGCUGCUGCUGCCCCUCCUUACCUCCGCCCUCCCCCCUACUAUUCCCCACACUACCCGCUGUCCUCUCGCGCACCCUCCCCUUCCCCUCGCCUCCUCCUCCUCCUCCUUCUCCUCCAUCCCCACACAACUCCGUCACUUUCCUCCCUACGCAUCCUCCUCCUCCGCGUCUCGUUCACUCCGCCUGUCCGCGGCAAUGAAUCCGAAUGCCAACCACCCGGGGUACCGCCAGCGCGUUCCCCCGGGGCCGGGGCAGGAGUCGGUGUGGGACUACCCGCGCCCGCCGCGCGUGGAGCGCGUGGGGAAGCGCGUGCAGGUGGAGGUGGGCGGCGUGAUGCUGGCGGACAGUGAGAACGCGUGGCGCGUGCUGGAGACGAGCCACCCACCCGUCUACUACAUCCCUCAGGAGGACAUUCAGAUGCAGUACGUGCAGAGGGAGGAGGCAGCGUCGUCCUUCUGCGAGUGGAAGGGCCCAGCCACAUACUGGACCGUCACCAUUCCCCAGGCAUCCAAGCACCUGCCGCGCUGUGCAUGGAGCUACGAGCGCCCCACGCCCCUCUUCCAGCCCAUAGCAUCGCACCUGGCCUUCUACUGUGCGCCCAUGGAUGCCUGCCGUGUGGGAGGCGAGAUCGCAGAACCACAGCCAGGGGUGUUCUAUGGCGGAUGGGUGACUAAGGAUAUUGUGGGGCCGUUCAAGGGCGGGCCUGGGUCGUGGGGGUGGUGA
Closterium sp. Naga37s-1 is the source of this 2445-nucleotide messenger RNA. Lineage: Eukaryota; Viridiplantae; Streptophyta; Zygnematophyceae; Desmidiales; Closteriaceae. The record is from the annotation of a GenBank genome assembly.